Brienomyrus brachyistius is the source of this 1607-nucleotide messenger RNA. RefSeq names its product transcription factor HES-5-like. Bases 373 to 867 code for a protein of 164 amino acids. Lineage: Eukaryota; Metazoa; Chordata; Actinopteri; Osteoglossiformes; Mormyridae. Gene Ontology annotation, cellular component: nucleus. Gene Ontology annotation, molecular function: protein dimerization activity; DNA-binding transcription factor activity, RNA polymerase II-specific; RNA polymerase II cis-regulatory region sequence-specific DNA binding. The record is from RefSeq and is a predicted model, not a curated record. Gene Ontology annotation, biological process: regulation of transcription by RNA polymerase II; regulation of neurogenesis; anterior/posterior pattern specification. The transcript has 2 exons.
UACUGAUGACUUUGUAAUUCUCACUGUUACUACUCACAACAUCAGGCAACAGACCUGCUCUUGUUACAGGGUCAACACUUUCCCAGGUUCACACAGAAGCCUGUGCAUCUCCCUUCUCAGUCCUCCACCCUCCACCUGUUCCCCUGAGACGUGACCAUUGUCCUCCAGCAAUAAGAUCCUCAAUGAGCAUGUGGCAGCUCCACGUUCCUCAUUGUCUCCUGCAGCUUAUCCAUUGGCUACUGACUGUGAGAAACUCCAACAAGCCCAGGACUCACACAUUCAUAUGUAGAUCAGGGCCUAUAAAUAGGAGGCAUGAAGCAGCACUGAUCACACUCAGCUACACAGAGAGCUGCCCAUCUCAGAGAUACAGACAUGGCACCGACAGUCAUGGCAGCAGUGAUCUAUUCUCAGGAGCACCUCACUCUGGACAACAAGCUGAGGAAGCCGAUGGUGGAGAAGAUGCGCAGAGAUCGCAUCAACAGCAGCAUCGAGCAGCUCAAGUCUCUCCUGAGCCAAGAGUUCCUCAGUCAGCAUCCCGACUCCAAGCUGGAGAAAGCCGACAUCCUGGAAAUGACAGUUAAUUUCCUGAGACAGCAACGCCAUCACCAGCCAGUGAUCACCUCGUCCUGUGCAGCAGCUGAAAAUGAGGGCUUCUUCAAGUGUGUCCAAGAGAUUGUGGGUUUCCUGUCAAGGGAAGAUGUGAAGACACAGUCCCAGAUGAGACUCCUGAGGCACUUCCAAACCAUGCAGCCUUCCUCUGGUAAAAGCAGGAGUGACUAUGUAUUGACUCAUCUGAGUUCACCAACUCAAUACACAACUAUCAAAGAGAAGACAUCAGUCAACACCGCCCUCUGGAGACCAUGGUGAACUCCCACACACUUGAAACUCAAACAGAACUGAACAUGUUGAUCUAUGAUGAACAGUUGUUCUGAAAAUGUAGGAAGUUAUUUCUUCCUCUUCUGUGCAUGCAGGAGAUUUUUUUGUACUACUUUAUUUGAAUCAAAUAUUUAGUGUGCCAUUUUGGCAAUAUUGAAUUUAAAUACUGGCAAUGUUGUUAAUUUUAACACUUUAACGUAAAUGGUAUUUUAUCCCAUAAGUUGACUCAUCUACAUCUUUCUGUUGUUCUGCAUCAUUCCUGAAAUAAAAAUGGUCUUAUCAUUUUUCUUUGUGUUUUUUCAAGUAAUAUUGUAAUCUUUUUUAAAAGGCUACCUAAGUUAUCAACCAGUUAUGCUUAUAUGAUUGCAAGAAUAUUUGUGUGUGUGUGUGUGUGUGUGUGUGUGUGUGUGUGUGUGUGUGUGUGUGUGUGUCUGUAACUGUAUAUCUAUUCUGGAUAUGUUCAUAUGAGGAAAAUCUUAAUUAUUUCAAUGUGGUAAUUGUUUUGUUGAAUCUCAUGUGCAUGAGAAGUUAUUUCCUUUCUCUUAAUGUUCUUAAUAAUAAGAGUUGUUAAUUUUAAUAUCCAUAUUCAUAUUCAACCUGUUUAUCCUGAUCAAGACUGUAUGCUUGUAUUUGUAAAUUAAAUUGUUUUCCAAAUUAGUAAUGAAAAGUUCACAAAUCUCCCUUGUUUCCUUGUUCAACUUUAAACUUACAGAAAUGUGAAAUAAACCACA